Penicillium angulare is the source of this 942-nucleotide messenger RNA. RefSeq names its product alpha/beta hydrolase. NCBI's taxonomy places the organism in Eukaryota, Fungi, Ascomycota, Eurotiomycetes, Eurotiales, Aspergillaceae. Bases 1 to 942 code for a protein of 313 amino acids. The transcript has a single exon. The record is from RefSeq and is a predicted model, not a curated record.
AUGCCCGAGACAAUCAAGACCGUCAGCAUCCCGAAUAUUGCGUGGAAUACCGCUGCCGAUAUCCAUUUUCCACCCAAAUUUGAAGAGAAGAAGAAGUACCCCGCCGUCGUCUCUGCUCAUCCGAUCGGCUCCUGCAAGGAACAGACCUCGGGCAACAUAUAUGGGAAGGCAAUGGCAGAGGCAGGAUUUGUGGUUGUCACCUUCGAUGCGUCGUUCCAAGGCGCCUCAGGUGGUAAUCCCCGAUUUAUCGAGGAUCCGGAGUUCCGCGUUUCUGACUUCCGUUUUGUUGUCGACUACGUCCAGACACUUCCCUAUGUCGACGCCGAGCGUAUUGGCGUACUUGGCAUUUGCGGAGGAGGUGGCUACGCCAUCAAUGCAGCCAUGACCGAUUACCGUUUCAAGUGUUGCGUCGGUAUCACUCCUGUCAACUUUGGCCGGCUCUCCCGCGAAGCAUUUGGUAACUUUGAUCCUGUGGAUUCAUUGGAGAAGAUGGCCAAACAAAGAAGCGUUGAGGCACAGGGUGGCAAACGUUCUGUCAUUAACCUGCUACCUCCAUCUGUCGAAGAUGCCAAAAAAGCAACCACGGACAUCGAUGUUAUCGAAGCUACCGAAUACUACAAAACCACUCGCGGCCAGGCACCUAAUGGCUGCACCAGCGGUCUCUUUUCUUUCAACAGCGCCGCACUCGCGUGGGAUGCCUUCAAUCAUGCCGAAGUACUUAUGACGAAGCCGUUCAUGGCAGUCGUCGGUGACAGACCCGGUGGCUUCGGUGCUUACCGUGAUGCCCAGGAGAUAUAUGGACGAGCUGGCUCCAAGGAGAAGCGCAUCGUCGUGCUACCAGGGGCUUCGCAUUACAUGCUUUAUGAUAAGCCCGAAGCAGUCAAGCCCGCAUUAGACCAGGUCCUCCCCUUUCUUAAAGAGCACCUUGGUGAGGCUAGAUAA